GCGCGUAGUUGUGCCACACGCGGCUCAGAGUCGGUGAGUGUGUAAGCAUGUCUGGCAGAGGCAAGGGCGGGAAGGGGCUCGGCAAGGGGGGCGCCAAGCGCCACCGCAAGGUGCUGCGCGACAACAUCCAGGGCAUCACCAAGCCGGCCAUCCGCCGCCUGGCUCGGCGCGGCGGCGUCAAGCGCAUCUCGGGGCUCAUCUACGAGGAGACUCGCGGAGUGCUGAAGGUGUUCCUGGAGAACGUGAUCCGCGACGCUGUCACCUACACCGAGCACGCCAAGAGGAAGACCGUGACAGCCAUGGACGUGGUCUACGCCCUCAAGCGCCAGGGACGACGCGCCAGCACCUCUCUAUAUUGCCGGCGAGGCAGAACUGCUAUGGCGCGUACGAAGCAGACGGCGCGUAAGUCGACGGGCGGGAAGGCGCCCCGCAAGCAGCUGGCCACCAAGGCUGCCCGCAAGAGCGCGCCGGCCACCGGCGGCGUGAAGAAGCCGCACCGCUACCGGCCCGGCACGGUGGCGCUGCGCGAGAUCCGGCGCUACCAGAAGUCGACGGAGCUGCUGAUCCGCAAGCUGCCCUUCCAGCGCCUGGUGCGCGAGAUCGCGCAGGACUUCAAGACCGACCUGCGCUUCCAGAGCUCGGCCGUCAUGGCGCUGCAGGAGGCCAGCGAGGCCUACCUGGUGGGGCUGUUCGAGGACACCAACCUGUGCGCCAUCCACGCCAAGCGCGUCACCAUCAUGCCCAAGGACAUCCAGCUGGCCCGCCGCAUCCGCGGUGAGCGUGCUCGGCGAAAGCGCCUUGGCCGCUGUCUCGCCGGAAACCCGGGAGGAGCCGCGCGGGGGCCGCCCGAGGACCGUGGGCAGGGGAAAGGGCGGAGACUGCGUCCCAGGCUCCGCCUCCCGCCGCCCACCUCCUGCCGCAGUCCUCAACCAGGUCGGCUCCCGCGAAAUAUACCGCGGCUCCGCGGCACUAGCAGCGUGUGGUGUGGGGUUACGGAGAGCGGAGUCAUGUCUGGCAGAGGCAAGGGCGGGAAGGGGCUCGGCAAAGGCGGCGCCAAGCGCCACCGCAAAGUGCUGCGCGACAACAUCCAGGGCAUCACCAAGCCGGCCAUCCGCCGCCUGGCUCGGCGCGGCGGCGUCAAGCGCAUCUCGGGGCUCAUCUACGAGGAGACUCGCGGAGUGCUGAAGGUGUUCCUGGAGAACGUGAUCCGCGACGCUGUCACCUACACCGAGCACGCCAAGAGGAAGACCGUGACAGCCAUGGACGUGGUCUACGCCCUCAAGCGCCAGGGCCGCACUCUCUAUGGCUUCGGCGGUUAAACUCAAAUCGCAAACAUUGUAUUGUUAAAACACAAAGGCUCUUUUCAGAGCCACCCACAAAAUUCACAACGAGAGCUGUGCAUGAUUGAAUUAUUGAAAUUAAAUCUUGAGUACUGUCUAAUAUAAUAGUUUGAAGUUACAUAGCUAAUAACUUAAAGGUGCUACAUGAAAAAAUGUUGCUGAACGGCCUUAAAGUACUAAAAGAUGGAGUA
This is a messenger RNA of Columba livia (rock pigeon), 1531 nucleotides long. RefSeq lists its product as uncharacterized. Gene Ontology annotation, biological process: nucleosome assembly. The record is from RefSeq and is a predicted model, not a curated record. NCBI's taxonomy places the organism in Eukaryota, Metazoa, Chordata, Aves, Columbiformes, Columbidae. Gene Ontology annotation, cellular component: nucleosome. The coding region runs from base 48 to 1319 and encodes 423 amino acids. Gene Ontology annotation, molecular function: DNA binding; structural constituent of chromatin; protein heterodimerization activity. The transcript has 5 exons.